This is a messenger RNA of Penicillium arizonense, 2340 nucleotides long. RefSeq lists its product as uncharacterized. Gene Ontology annotation, biological process: regulation of DNA-templated transcription; DNA-templated transcription. NCBI's taxonomy places the organism in Eukaryota, Fungi, Ascomycota, Eurotiomycetes, Eurotiales, Aspergillaceae. The record is from RefSeq and is a predicted model, not a curated record. The transcript has a single exon. Gene Ontology annotation, molecular function: DNA-binding transcription factor activity, RNA polymerase II-specific; DNA binding; zinc ion binding. The coding region runs from base 1 to 2340 and encodes 779 amino acids.
AUGGACGCUACCCCUGCUCAGCGUAUGGGACAAGCUCGCAGGAAUCCCGCCCUCGACCUAGAUGAUUGGGAUUCAGUGCCCCCGUCCAAACGUAAGAAACUUCGAAGAGGAACUCGCAGCUGCUGGGAAUGCAAGCGACGAAAGAUGAAAUGCGUAUUUGAUAGUCCCGAUGACGCAGUCUGCGUUGGCUGUGAUAGACGUUGGACCAAAUGCGUGAGCCAGGAGUUCCCGGAGAAAGUGUCCACCCCUUUGGACAACCGCCAGUUGCGGGAUCGCCUGCGACGAGUGGAGACUCAACUUGACCAAUUUCUUGCUGCGGGCGACAAUGGCCAAACAAUGGCUGAAGAUGGCCCGCCGCUGGACCACGGCAUCCCAACGCCGGCCUCGACGUACAAACGUCCCUCAAAUCACGCGUCUCCUGCAUCUCAUCGGCCCAUUCAUACCCCGGCCGAGGAAGAACAUCUUCAUGACCAUCUCAAUCUCGACAGACCUUCAGUCCCUGCCCAGGUUGGCGGCGCUUCCGGAGCCAAUGCAUUGUCUCGGACUCUCUUCGAUUCCUUGCCCUCGCGGCAAGAUACCGCCCGGAUCUACAAGGCCUGUGGUAGCCACCAUUCUAUUCCAUUCCAUGAAAUCCUAACAACCCCAUACGGUAUUCUCGAUCGGCAUGGCCUUCGGUCGCAAAGUCGCCUGCUCGAGAUCCCGGAUCAGAACGUCAACCCGGUUCUGAUAGCACGUCACAUGCUGCAUCUAGCGAGCUUCCUCCAGCACCUGCACCCAGAUCUCCAUGAAGAGCUUCGGAGUCUCUCGGAGCCACCACAAGUCAUACGCGAACGACUAGCGGACAAAGCGAUCAAUUUGGUGGCCACAAAUGACAGUUUCGUGGGCAGCAUUGAGUUUCUAGAAUGUAUUAUGCUCGAGAGCCUGUAUCAAGCCAAUUGCGGAUAUCUACGACGAAGCUGGAGGACAGCGCGGCGAGCCAUGACUAUCGCGCAGUCCAUGGGCUUUCAUAGGUCGGGGGACCGGGCUCAGUACACGGUCCUCCACCCGGAGACCAAGGCGUACCCACAGUUCAUGUGGUUCCGCCUUGUCUUUUACGAUCGACAACUGUGUCUUAUGCUCGGUAUGCCACAGGGGACCACAGAUCGGAGUAUGGCGUCAGAUACAAUGCUCGCCAAGGAUUCGGCCAGCGGUCGUCUUGAACGAAUCCACUGUGUCAUCGCAUCGCGAAUUUUGGAGCGCAACGAAUCUGACUCGGCCAGCUAUGAUUACGCCUGGACGCAGGAGAUCGAUAAGGAGCUGCAGCGAGCGGCCCGGAGCUUGCCAAGCCGGUGGUGGCUGGUCCCGAACCUCAGUGGCCAGACGAAAGACUCACAGGCUUUGUUCUGGGAAAUGCGGCGACUGUCAGAACAAUUAUUUCACUACAACCUUCUCAACCAGCUUCACCUUCCCUAUAUGCUUCGCGACUCGGUUGAGCGCAAAUUCGACUACUCCCGAAUCACUUGUGUCAACGCCUCUCGAGAGAUCUUAUCCCGCUUCAUCAUGCUGCGCCGCUGGAACCAAGUAGCUUUUAGUUGCCGCACCAUCGAUUUCACCGCCCUAAUGGCCGCCAUGACCCUGCUAUUGGCUCAUUUGGAUAGCCACCGCUCCCCAACGGUCGACAAUUUCCUCGCUGCCCAAUACUUGGGCGACCGUGCCAUGAUUGAGCAGGCACAGGAAAACAUGGAGGAGCUCAACCGUCUGAACUCCGAUACUUUGAGUGCACGAAGCGCUCAAUUGCUGGGCCGGUUGCUCGCCAUCGAAGCCAAAGCAGCUGAAGGUGACCUCCAAAGUGCCCAAAGCGUAAGCGUACGAGGGCCCGAGACUGAAGAAUCACAACCCGGUGACACGACGAUCCCUGGCAAAAACGAAUAUAUUCCGUAUUUCGGGGUCGUUAAAACUGCGGGCGUGAGUCACGCUGACAGGAUGAAUUCCCAAGCACAAUAUGUGCCACCGGCAAAUUACCGACAGAGCCAAUCCCCGGUCGUCAUGCGAGCCGGGACGGAUGCAGAGACGCAAGCACAGCCGAACUCUCUCGCAACAUCUAUAUUUCCAGAUCCCCAUAGCAAUCAUCACCGUAAGAAAAUAAACAGCAACAGCAACAACAAUGACGUAACUGCCCUCUUUGCGCCGCUACUUUCGGAGGUUCUCUCAGAUGAUCCCAUGCAGCAGUUUGAAUACCCUGGGACGGCAGCUAGAAUUGAGGAUGAUCCAUUUCAGGAUCUCGACUUGGCUUUCUUGGAUAACUUGAUGAAAGACACAGGAGAUUAUGGACCAGGUGGCACAGAAUGGGCCGCGGCAUGA